This is a messenger RNA of Cylindrotheca closterium, 2319 nucleotides long. Lineage: Eukaryota; Bacillariophyta; Bacillariophyceae; Bacillariales; Bacillariaceae. The record is from the annotation of a GenBank genome assembly.
AUGCAAUUAUCACAUACAACAAGAGCCUUACUCCUCGUCUUGUUACUUAUUGGAAUCCUAAGUGUAGAAGGUGGCAUUGAUUGGCAAUCAAUCCCGGAGGGAGUCCUAGUUGGUCCAGGAGUCGGAAGCGUGGAUGUGACAGACUUUUGCGACGUUGUCAGAGAUACUUCUCGGGAUUUGAAUGAUGCCCUGAGAGGCAGGAAUUUAUCGAUUGCCGUUCAGUACGGUGCUGGAUUUGAUUUCUUUCAAUACGACCCGGAUGAAGAAUUGUCUUUCAGCAAUCCAGGUGGUAUGGUUGCGUCAAUCUUGGAUGAAUUGGCAAAACGAGCAGGAUUUAGCUGGAGAAAUUCAUUUGUUGCGUACACCACAAACACUACUGACACUUUGUUCGGCACGGGACGAGGAAAGUGGGAUAACAUGCUGAACUGGACUACUAGUAAUUUUGAUUUGUCCGUGGACAAAUGGUUCCUGACUACGGCGCGCCUAGAAAGUGAAAUUGUGUUUUUGCAUUCUUGGUUUGACGCCACUUUGAUACUGGUAGAUCAAGGAGAUGUAACAGAUUUCAAUUUGUUUGGAUUUGCGGCUCCAUUUGAUCGAUACGUCUGGCUUUGUAUCGUAGCGACGAUUGUUUUCAGUGCCGGCUUCAUGAUGUUCAUCGAUCAUAUGGAAAGAGGCAGGAACGAUCGAUCGUGGAACACAUGGAUUGGAGAUCAUCUUUACCUAUCCAAUAUGGCAUUUUCUCAAAACUUUACGUAUGACACGCCAAGAUCAGGCGCAGGUCGUAUUUUCUUAUCAACCUUUUCCUUUUGGUCCAUGCUCAUUGGCGCCACUUACACUGCCAACUUGGCCUCGUUGCUGGUAGAAAAUGCUCUAGCGAGCUCGGUGGACUCCGUCAAGGCUGCAAUGGACGCGGAUCUUUCCAUUUGCAUCCAUGAUGGAAGUGCCAGUCAAACCAUAAUGACUGUCAUGUACCCAUCCAUUGCAAUUUACGACAAAGUGAUCAAGACGUCGACACCAUUGGAAAUGUACGAAAAAUUGGCAACCCAGCAAUGUGACAUCUUAGUGGGGACUCGACAGGAAUUUCAAAUCUUGAGUGUCCAAGAAAAGUACGGGUGCAAGCUGGUGAAAGCUGGUCCAGAAAUACAGCAAGGUUCCGCCAGUUUUGCCAUCAAGUUCGAUCCACUCAGUUGUGACUCAGUCCUUGCCUACGUUCUCAAUAUCCAUCUUCAUGCAAUGAGUAUCGAUGGUAACAUGACAAAGUACUGGGACAGUUACAUUGACGGCAUCGACGGUACUUGCGCCAACAAAGAGGAAUUGCAAACAUCAAGAAGACUUGAGAUGGAAAAGUUGGAUUCGGUCCAAGAGGAGGAGGAAUUUGAUUUGGCAGCUCGUCGUCUCAAGGGUGGCGGUGGAGGUUCCAGCGAGUCAAGUGCCUUUAUCGGGGGCUCUACUGAGGACGGUGCAAUUCUGCAGAUGAAGGGUAUGGCGGGAGUCUUCUUCAUCCAUGGGCUCGGGACAGCUGUUGCACUUAUUCUAGUCUUGUACACCCAGCUACGGAGAAAGUACAUCAAGGCGCCAAAGCUUAAACGCAAAGAGCACGAAGAAUCUUUGAAAAUUACGAAGUCGUUGACCAAAAAGCCAGUUGAUGCUGACUUGCAUCGCAAGUAUGAGCACUUGAAAAGGGACUUCAUGACGCAACUGGACGACCUCUUCGAACAACACUUGGAAGCGAAACAAAUCUCGCAAAACUCGUCGCCAUAUGUGCAGACUUCGACGCCAUAUGAAGCUGAAACUGCGUCGGAGCAAUCCAUACCAUCAUGGUCAGAUUCUCCAAGUAUGAGUCAAACUUCGCUUGCUCAAAGGCGUAGUCGAUCUGGAAUGGAUGUUGCCGCCCGUACGGGUGGGGAUGCAAAGGCCGAAGCCAUGGAAUAUCAUCGCAGUUCACGGAACCUGAUUAAUACCAAUGACAGCACGGGUGGUGUCAUUCAUACGAUAGGAAUGGGAAGGACCAUUGGAUCGGGAAGGGAAGAGAAGAUGGACGUUAAGACGUAUCAUAAAGAAAGCGGUCGCGGCCUAACAGGCAUGAAUAGAAACUUUGCCGAUAAUGUACGGAAUUUAACUAAUCGGAAUCAAACGGGGGUCAGCGAAAGGGGCGCUGGUGGACCUGACCAAACAAUGGGAAUGGGAAGAGAAGCAAAAAUGAAAGCAAAGGCAUACCACAAAGACAGCCGUCGCAAUCCAGCAGACAUCAACGAAAGCAUUCCCAGAAGUAUACGUAACAUGACUGAUGACAUCAAUGAAAGCUUACGCAGCCUCUAA